GAACUUCUCGGCGUUAGGACCGCGCACGGCUCUGUGAGUGCGAAAAUCCCUGCAUAGGGACCGCUCGUUCUCUCCAUCAGAAUAGCUCGGAGGCUGUUUGCUGCGGUGCGGCGCCAUCACCAACUCUCCUCCUCCCGCUCGGUCUUCUGAUCCAGCAGAACACCGACCGAACCUGAACCAUCUGGGCAUAUCUCCGAGGGACGGAGCUCUCCUUAUGGGCUCACAAUGCGCAGGAUACGGGCCAACGCCAUCGCAAUCUUGACUGUAGCGUGGAUCCUGGGAACAUUUUAUUACCUGUGGCAGGACAAUAAGCCGCACACAUCAUCCCCGUCCUCGGCCUCGCAACCCCGCGUCGGGGACAGCAGGAGCCAUGCCGGACGACCUGACAUCCACCGAGAUGACAGUCACAGGACCAUUCCGCUAAUCAUGACCCAGUCCCCACGGGCGGAGCCGCAGCAGGGUCAGCUCAUAGGGAGUUUCGAUGAGAAGGCGUACCUGUUGGGGAAACAGCUGAAGGCGGGAGACGACCCCUACAGAGACCACGCCUUCAACCUGGCUGAGAGCGACCGACUCGGCUCCGAACGGGCCAUCAGAGACACACGGCACUACAGAUGUGCCUCCGUGAAUUACGACGUUAAGCUUCCUCCUACGAGCAUCAUCAUCACCUUCCACAAUGAAGCUCGCUCCACCCUGCUCCGCACCAUCAAAAGUGUCCUGAUGAGGAGCCCUCCCUCUCUGAUCCAGGAGAUCAUCCUGAUAGACGACUUCAGUACCGACCCUGAGGACUGCCAGCUGCUCUCCCAGAUCCCCAAAGUACGCUGCCUGAGGAACGGCCGCCGAGAGGGUCUGAUCCGGUCCCGGGUACGAGGGGCGGGAGCUGCCUCCGCCCCAAUCCUGACCUUCCUGGACAGCCACUGUGAGGUCAACACUGACUGGCUUCAGCCCAUGAUACAGAGGGUCAAAGAGGACCAUACUCGGGUUGUCAGCCCCAUCAUCGAUGUCAUCAGCCUGGAUAACUUUGCCUACUUGGCAGCUUCAGCUGACUUGAGGGGAGGGUUUGACUGGAGUUUACAUUUUAAAUGGGAACAGAUUCCCAUCGAACAGAAGAUGUCCAGGAAUGAUCCCACUCUGCCUAUCAGAACUCCAGUGAUUGCAGGAGGGAUCUUUGUGAUGGACAAGAGCUGGUUCAACCACCUGGGGCAGUACGACACUCACAUGGACAUCUGGGGAGGAGAGAACUUUGGUGAGAUCACUGGGGGAGGAGGAGAGAACUUUGCCUUCACUUCUUAG
Molecule: messenger RNA, 1290 nt
Organism: Oncorhynchus nerka (sockeye salmon)
Lineage: Eukaryota; Metazoa; Chordata; Actinopteri; Salmoniformes; Salmonidae
Product: polypeptide N-acetylgalactosaminyltransferase 16-like
Exons: 10
Coding region: 226-1290 (354 amino acids)
Biological process (GO): protein O-linked glycosylation
Cellular component (GO): Golgi apparatus
Molecular function (GO): polypeptide N-acetylgalactosaminyltransferase activity
Source: RefSeq, a predicted model, not a curated record